Scedosporium apiospermum is the source of this 4335-nucleotide messenger RNA. RefSeq names its product Intron-binding protein aquarius. The transcript is spliced from 5 exons. The record is from RefSeq and is a predicted model, not a curated record. Gene Ontology annotation, biological process: mRNA splicing, via spliceosome. The coding region runs from base 1 to 4335 and encodes 1444 amino acids. NCBI's taxonomy places the organism in Eukaryota, Fungi, Ascomycota, Sordariomycetes, Microascales, Microascaceae. Gene Ontology annotation, cellular component: catalytic step 2 spliceosome. Gene Ontology annotation, molecular function: helicase activity; mRNA binding.
AUGCCCAAGCCGAAGCGCCUCAAAGGCAGCGCCGCGGCGUCAGCCAAGAAAGACAAGGCCGUGACCAUCGAAGCCUCCACCCCAUCUACCGGCAAUGAUGCCUCAGCGACGACUACGACGACGAGAGUCCCUGGCGAAGCGCACCAGGAUAACCCAUGGGCGCCCUUGGCGCGGAAGCAUUGGUUGAAGCCGAGCAAGUCGGGCAAGGUCAAGGUGAAGAAUGAUGUGGUGAAGACUGAGCUAUGGGAUGUUUUGGAGGGGGAAGGGUUUAGGUAUUCGUCGGUGCUGGCGCUGGAGAAUGUGCAGGCACUGGAGGGUUAUCUGUGGCCCGGAUUCGGGGAGGAGGCAUCGAAUUAUCAUGUGUUGCUGAUGGUGUUGCUGGUUAAUGCGAAGAAGAGGGAGCAGUUGGAGACGUGGAGCAUAUUCGAAGACAGACCCGAUGACUUCUCGGCCCUUUUCCGACGAGUACUAUCGCUGCUCCUCGACCAGACGCUAUCCUCGAAGAUCCGGACGAGUCUUUUGUGCUUCCUGAUAUUCGCGUUUCAGAGUCUCGAUAGUCUUAUUGUGAGGAAAGAAUGUGUGCCGCUGGUAUCCAUCUCUAUAUGGCACAACUUGUCCACCGAAGAGCUGCGGGAUGCGAAGCUGUCGCUGCACAAUCCUCUGAAGAAGGCAUGGAGGGCGUCUGUCAAGAGAUAUGAUGCUGCGGAUGAUGCGACCAAAGCUCAUGACGUCCUGUACUGCGAGCGAUUCACCGAGUUCCUCGCCGACCUCCAGAGCCAGCUGCCGACCCGACGAUACGUAAAUGCCCUCCUCCAAGACCUCCACAUCGUUCCCGCCGUUCGACUAUCCGCCAUGUACAACGACGAAGACAAUUCCCUUCUCCGCGACCUCUUUUCUCUUCUCAGCCACUACACCUUCUUCCCCAUCGACGACCACACCUUCGUGCAGUACAACUCAACCGAGGCGUACGAGAGGCACUGCGCCGCGCUCAGACGGCUCCAACGCAUUUCCAUGAAGCACUUCGAAUCCAAGCUGAAGCUACUCGCCCUAUCCAACUUUGCGGCCAUCGACAAGCGGGACGAGCUCGCUCCCCUCCUCGAGCCGCUCACGGACGACGAACUCGUCGAGCUGGCCAAGAAGCUCCAGCUCAGAGUGGACUACCCAGGCCCGCGCAUUUUCGAAGUGGACCGCGCCUUCCUGAUGGAGGUCCUGCUGUCCGCCUACGAGCGGCGCAAGUCGUUCCAGGAGGCGACGCGGGAUAUGAGUGUUCUCCCGACGGAGCAGACGCUCUUCGACAAUAGCCAGAUUCGGUCCGACGACUACGACGGGUCGCGGCCGCUGGCGUUGCCGAAGAUGAAGUUACAGUACCUGUCUGUGGGCGAUUUCCUUUGGAGGUCGCUCGUGCUGUAUCGUGGGGAGUCGUUCCAUGGGGUUCGUGAGAGUAUCCUUGCUGCUUUGAGGCGGCUGAAGCCGGAGGUGGGUAAGGAUGGGGGUGUCUGGUUUGGAGGGCAGUCGAAGAUGGCUCUUCCGACUUCGAAGCCGACUAUCCUCGAGGUUGCCCCGCCCAAGAUUGGCGAGGUGGAUCCAUCUAUCGUCAGGGCAGAAGUUACACUCGAAUUCCGACGUCUUCCCGGCCACGUUAGACGGGAUUGGGAUGCCCUGCGUCCUGAUGACGUCGUAUUCUUAUUGAACAUUGCUCCGCCUCCAGGCAAAUCAUUGAUGAAUGGAAGCACCACAGAGCUGACGCCUGCUGAAAAGCAUGGCAUCGUCACGGUUCGCGCCGCCGAGGUGAUUCAGAUUACGGAUGAUAAGGGAAAACUAAUCAGGGACGCUGGCGGUUUCGAUGGGCGGCGCCGUAUUCAGCUUAAGCUCGAUCCGCGAACCUUUUCCAAGGAUGCCGCGAGACUCGCAGCUGGCAAGGGGGAUGUCUACGAGGGGAUCAAUGUCGUUCUCCGCCGGCACAGCCGAGAAAACAACUUCAAGGCCAUUCUCGAGUCCAUCCGGGCUCUUACCCUUUCGGAGGUGCCACUGCCAUCGUGGCUUCACGAGGUCUUCCUCGGCUACGGCGAUCCGGCUGCGGCUACGUACCGCCAGCUGCCGAACCGUAUCAAGUCUAUCGACUACCGGGAUACGUUCCUAGACUGGCAGCACCUGAUUGAAAGUUUACCGGGAAAGAUUAUCGAGCCUGACGAUGACGUAUCGGGAAGCUUCCCGCCUCCUUACGUCCUCGAGUCGGUCGACAGGCCACAGGAGCCUGCUGAGAAGCCGUCCAAGAAGCGUAGAAGAGGGGUGGAACCUGAGCUCAUUGCGGACGUGGAAACGCUCAAGGUAUCGACCUAUAAGCCGCCCAACCUAGGGCCGUACCCUACGGACGCGCCCAAGUUGAACACGGUUCGGUUCACUCCGGCGCAGACCGAGGCCAUCCUGUCCGGGACGCAGCCAGGCCUCACGAUCAUCGUCGGACCUCCCGGCACGGGCAAGACAGACGUCGCCACCCAGAUCAUCAACAACAUCUACCACAAUUUCCCCGAGCAGAAGACGCUGCUGAUCGCGCAUAGCAACCAAGCGCUGAACCAGCUAUUUGCGAAGAUUGUGGCGCUGGACAUUGACGAGAGGCAUCUCUUGCGUCUGGGCCACGGCGAGGAGGAGCUGCAGACGGAGGGGAGCUUCAGCAAGCUCGGCAGGGUUGAGUCGAUCAUGGAGAACCGCGACAAGUAUCUCCUUGAGGUCAGCAAACUUGCCGCUAGCAUGGGAGCUCCUGGAGCGCAUGGCAACUCUGCCGAGACAGCGGGCUACUUUAACUCGGUCUACGUGGAACCGGCGUGGAAAAGGUUUUCGGAGGUCCUUAAGAAGAAGAAGGAAGACGGGCAGGAGAAUGAGGAGGAUGGUACUUCUUCGGCCGAGGACAUUGCCAAGGCCUUCCCGUUCCACGACUACUUCUUAGACGCGCCGCAGCCACUGUUCCCCGAGGAUGCGGAUCGCGAGACGGUCGUAGAGAUUGCCGAAGGGUGUUACAGGCACAUUACCAAGAUUUUCGCCGAACUCGCGGAUAUCCGGCCGUUCGAGGUGCUACGUCGGGACAGGGACAAGUCCAACUAUCUGCUAACGAGCAAGGCGCGCAUUAUCGCCAUGACGUCGACGCACGCGGCCAUGCGCAGAGGCGAGAUCGCGUCGCUAGGAUUCCAAUACGACAACGUGGUCAUGGAAGAGGCGGCGCAGAUUACGGAGAUUGAAAAUUUCAUCCCUCUCGCCAUGGCGAACAAGCCCAAGAAUAACAACAGCAAACUUCAGGGCAAGGCGUCCAGUCGGCGACUCCAGCGCGUAGUCCUCUGCGGCGACCACUUGCAGAACUCCCCUGUGAUCCAGAACCUCGCCUUCCGGAACUACGCCAACAUGGAGCAGUCCCUCUUCUCGCGGCUUGUGCGUCUCGGCGCGCCGACGAUCAACCUCGACCUCCAAGGCCGCGCGCGCCCCUCCAUCGCGUCCCUCUACAGCUGGCGGUACAGCAAGCUCGGCAACCUCCCGCACGUCGAAGCGGACGAGGAAUUCCGCACCGCCAACGCCGGGUUCAGGUACGAUUACCAGUUCGUCGACGUGGGCGACUACCACGGCAAGGGCGAGUCGGAACCCACGCCGCAUUUCAUCCAGAACCUCGGUGAGGCGGAGUACGCCGUCGCCAUUUACCAGUACAUGCGGUUGCUGGGGUAUCCGGCGGAGAAGAUUACGAUCUUGACGACGUAUGCGGGGCAGAGGGCGCUGGUUAUGGAUGUGCUUGGGCAUCGGUGUAGGAGGCAUCCGGUUUUUGGGAUGCCGGGUGCUGUUGCUACGGUGGAUAAGUAUCAGGGCGAGCAGAAUGAUUACAUCAUCCUCUCCCUAACGCGAACCAAGAAAGUAGGCUACCUCCGCGACGUGCGCCGUAUGACGGUAGCCCUUUCCCGCGCGCGCCUAGGUCUCUACGUACUGGGUCGCAAGGAGAUUUUCGAGUCGUGCUACGAGCUGAGGCCGGCGUUCGAGCAGCUCCUUAGACGACCGGAUAAGCUUAUGCUCGUGACGGGGGAGCUGUGGCCGUCAAAGAGGGUGCUUGCAGAUGAGGAGGCAGCGGCGGCGGAGGAAGGGGGCACUGGUGGUGGUGUUGAGGGAGAGGUUGCCAUGGAGGGGGUGGAGCAUUUGGGGCAGUAUGUUUUUGAGAUGACGGGGACGAAGAUGAAGGAGUUGGGGGAGGAGAGGGGGGCGGAGGUUGUGGAGGGGCUUGAGGAGGAGGUGGAGGGGUUUGUGGAGGAGGAUGAGGAAGGGGUUGAUGGUGGAGUGGGGGAGAAUGGGGAGGAUGAGGAGUAG